This is a messenger RNA of Naegleria fowleri, 576 nucleotides long. RefSeq lists its product as uncharacterized. Bases 1 to 576 code for a protein of 191 amino acids. Lineage: Eukaryota; Heterolobosea; Eutetramitea; Acrasida; Naegleriidae. Gene Ontology annotation, molecular function: protein binding. The transcript has a single exon. The record is from RefSeq and is a predicted model, not a curated record.
AUGACUCUUGACAAACUCAUCAAAAAGCAUCAAUUGAGAAAUUGUUUAAUAUUUGAAACUAGCGGAAAAAGAGCCACCAAUACCCAAUCCAUAUUCGAGGAAUGUGUUCGACAAAUACGAAUUGGAGAUUUAGACUGUAUGGAUUUAAUGCGUGACGUUAUUGAACAUGAUUCGAAUGUGUUCACUCUGCCAACGUCUCGAGCAGCAGCAAAUGAGGUGACGAUGCGAACAUUUGGAACUUGGAACCAAUUUCCUGUUUUCAGAUUUCACCUUAAAAAAAUGAAAACAAAUCUAUUGAAUCUUCCUUCUGAAGUGUUGGUUCAUAUUCUCGAGUAUUUAUUGGUUCGUGGAGCUCCAUCAAUGAAUAAGGUUGAGGAAUUUGAUUCAUCGAUCGACUCGUGGAUGGAAAGUUGUUCUUCAAAAUCGACAUCGACAGCCCGAUUACAAGAGUUCUUCCGACAAAUCAAUGCAGUGAUGAGCGUUCAUUCAACAUUUUCAACGCUUCAUUGCAAAAGAACUCGCCCAUCCGAGAAUGAAGAAUCUCUCGUGACAAGAUAUUUCAAUGAUCUUUGGUGA